Numida meleagris (helmeted guineafowl) is the source of this 2578-nucleotide messenger RNA. It is a transcript of the gene PA2G4, whose product is annotated as proliferation-associated 2G4. Lineage: Eukaryota; Metazoa; Chordata; Aves; Galliformes; Numididae. The record is from RefSeq and is a predicted model, not a curated record.
GGGUCCUGCGUGCCGUGGUGGAAGAGGCGAACUCGGGAGCGUCGGUUCUGUGCUUGUGCGAGAAGGGAGACGCCAUGAUCAUGGAGGAGACCGGCAAGAUUUUCAAGAAGGAAAAAGAAAUGAAAAAAGGUAUUGCCUUCCCAACGAGUAUAUCAGUAAAUAACUGUGUCUGUCACUUCUCCCCCUUGAAGAGUGACCAAGACUACAUCCUCAAAGAUGGAGACUUGGUCAAAAUUGACUUGGGAGUCCACGUUGAUGGCUUCAUAGCGAAUGUAGCACACAGUUUUGUCAUAGAUGCCUCAAAGGAAAACCCCGUGUCAGGCCGUAAAGCUGAUGUCAUCAAGGCAGCUCAUCUCUGCGCUGAAGCUGCUCUGCGCUUGGUAAAGCCUGGAAACCAGAAUACACAAGUGACAGACGCGUGGAACAAAAUAGCCCACUCGUUUCACUGCACGCCCAUUGAAGGGAUGCUGUCGCACCAGCUGAAGCAGCACGUGAUCGAUGGAGAGAAAACAAUCAUCCAGAACCCUACAGACCAGCAAAAGAAGGACCACGAAAAAGCAGAAUUUGAGGUUCACGAAGUUUAUGCUGUUGAUGUUCUGGUCAGCAGUGGAGAGGGAAAGGCAAAGGAUGCCGGGCAGAGAACUACAAUUUACAAAAGGGACCCCUCCAAACAGUACGGCUUGAAGAUGAAAACCUCCCGUGCCUUUUUCAGCGAGGUGGAGAGGCGCUUUGAUACUAUGCCAUUUACUCUCAGGGCAUUUGAAGAUGAGAAGAAGGCCAGGAUGGGGGUGGUGGAAUGCGCCAAACAUGAGCUGCUCCAGCCUUUCAACGUCCUCUACGAAAAGGAAGGAGAGUUUGUUGCACAGUUCAAAUUCACAGUGCUUUUAAUGCCUAAUGGCCCUAUGAGGAUAACCAGCGGCCCCUUCGAACCUGAGCUCUACAAAUCGGAGUUCGAGGUGCAAGAUGGAGAGCUGAAGGCCCUUCUACAAAGUUCUGCAAGCCGGAAGACCCAGAAAAAGAAGAAAAAGAAGGCCUCCAAGAAUGCAGAGAAUGCCACCACGGGAGAGACGGCGGAAGAGAACGAGGCCGGGGACUGAGUGGCACCCGCUCCCUCUGUGUAGCACCCGGUUCUCACACACACACACACACACACACACUCUCACCCCUUCCCUCCCUCCUCCCCCCCCCCAAAAAAAAACCCACCAGAAACAAAAUCUAGCACUGUUUGUCUCUUACAACCAAACGGCAAACAGUCUGGACGUCCCAGCGACUACAACCAGCUCCUAUUGAUUUUGCCAAUGAUGAGGGAGGAUUCUCUCUGCCACUUCAGACUACUUAAAAAAAAAAAAAAAAAGAAAGCAGAAAAAUAAAAUCAGGAGUAAAAGCUAGUCUAUAUCCACUCUUUCUAACCUUUUAUACUACUCCUACUUGUUAAAAGAGGUGAACAACUCAGCCAUUCCCAGUGAGAGAGGGAGCCGUAGAGAGCUGGCUGCUUUCUUCUUCCUCUUCUUUUUGUUUUUAAUUUCUCCCUUUACAGAUUUUCUUGGGGAAAAAGUUUAAAAAAAAAAAAAAAAAAAGCUGAUAAUGCCCUCCAAAAAAGUGACCUGUGUUGAGUGACCUGGCAACGGUGUAAGGUGAUGGGCCCGCAGCGCUACCAGCUCGUCCUGGCCGCGCGGGAUCUCUGUCCGUUCCCUCAGGGCAGAGGAUUUCUCACUCUUUUAGCCUCUAGAUUGUACGUUUAUAAUUGGGGAAAAAAAAAAAACAAAAACAGCCAAUUUGACGUCCCCGCUGAGACCGUAGACCGUCCCGUCUACUGCGCUCUGUCUCUGCCUUGGUUUACCUAUAAACGCUCUAUUUUUAAUAGAUCGCUGUGGUGAGCUUCUUUUUAAAACCCAAUGCCCAACGCCGGAGGAAGCAGUCGGUGCCCAGCGCGGCGCGGAGGGGCAGGAGGAGGGCGGCUGCUCCGUGCCGUGACACCGGCCUCGCUUCUUCCCCACGGCCGCCGUCCGUGAGCUGUGACGACGUCCGCGCUCCGUGGGUCGCGGUGGGUGCAGGCCGGGGGCACAGCGAGCCUUUUUUAAGGGGAAAAAAAACCCACCAACAAACGUUGAGUUUCAUGUCUUUGGAGGCACGAGGGCUUUUCUUUGCUGGUAUCCGGCUGUUCGCCUGCGGCCAAGCUUUGGCUGAACGCUGAAGGUCCUCCAGGCAUCGCUCCUCUGCGGGCAGCGCCCAAGUGCCGCAGCCUGAACACAACCACCACCGACAUCAGUCCCGCAACGCAGCGCUUUUCUUCCGACCGUCCCCAUCUCCGCUGUCCCCACCGCCCCCGGGGAACCCUUGGGCCUUUUUAAGCAAUAUUCUGUCCCCGCAGAGCUCGUCCUUCUCGCCCCCGCGGAAUUUAUAAAACCACUAAGACUUGCUGGAGGUUUAUUUAAUUUUCUAUUUUUACGCAAACAAUGUACCUCUUGAUACGCGAAACAGAAAAAAAAUCCACUUGUUUUAAGAUUUUGAAAAGCGAAAGCUCCCGAGAAGAACUCUGUAACCGACUCUGUUUUCCAAAUAAAGCUGACUCGUGGCA